This is a messenger RNA of Triplophysa rosa, 11381 nucleotides long. It is a transcript of the gene asb13a.2, whose product is annotated as ankyrin repeat and SOCS box containing 13a, tandem duplicate 2. Gene Ontology annotation, biological process: positive regulation of protein catabolic process; intracellular signal transduction; protein ubiquitination. Gene Ontology annotation, molecular function: protein binding. The transcript is spliced from 9 exons. Lineage: Eukaryota; Metazoa; Chordata; Actinopteri; Cypriniformes; Nemacheilidae. The record is from RefSeq and is a predicted model, not a curated record. Bases 103 to 1617 code for a protein of 504 amino acids.
AAACCGCGCGCACGACUUUCACAACAAGUUUGCCUUCCCAGAAUGUAACGUGCUUUGUUUUUUUUUGUGGGGGGGAGAAAGUAAAAACUUGUAUAUCAAAUUAUGGAUGUCACCGCAGCCAGGUCAACGUUUUAUGGAGACAUAGGUCACUGGGCUGAUCGUACUCCUUUGCAUGACGCUGCGUCUCUGGGUCGAGCUGUGCAGCUAAAACAGCUGAUAGAGGAAGGGGCGUCUGUUAAUAUAGUGACCGUGGACAACUUCACUCCUCUGCAUGAUGCCUGCAUCCAGGGCCACCCCAACUGUGUUAAAAUACUGCUGGAGGCAGGAGCUCAGGUAGAUGUACGCACCAUUCAUGGCAGUACUCCUCUUUGUCACGCCUGUGCUGCUGGCUGCCUAGAAAGUGUCAAGCUGCUGGUGGAUCACGGAGCAUCCAUCAACCCUUCCCUGACCGCCCUUACUGCUUCACCCCUCCACGAGGCCUGCAUACGGGGUAACCCAGAGUGUGUGAAGCUCAUGAUCGCUAAAGGGGCGCUGCUGGAGGCCUUUGACAUUUACUUUGGGACCCCUUUACACGCUGCCUGUGCCAAAGCUCACUUUGACUGCGCCCUACUGCUGCUCAAUGCAGGUGCUAAAGUGAAUGCUACAAAGUUCCACGAGACGGCGAUGCACCAUGCAGCGAGAGCAGAGAGGGGGGAUUUGGUGGAGCUGCUGGUGGAGUUUGGUGGAGAUGUCAAUAUAUCCGAUAACAUGGGUAACAAGCCCAGAGACUACACAAAAAUUGGUUCUCCUGCCAAUGGCUGUCUGUUGCACUAUGAGAGUUUCUGGGCGGAGAGGACAGAGGUUCAUAAGGCUGCGUAUCAGGGUCAGGUGUCUGUGCUGCAAGGUUUGAUUCAGAGUGGAGCUUCUGUGAAUAUUGUGGCUGUGGAUUCCAUCACACCCCUCCACGAGGCUGCCACACGGGGACAGACGCAGUGUGUGAGACUGCUGCUGGACGCUGGGGCUCAGGUGGACGCGAGGAACGUAGACGGAAGCACCCCGCUGUGCGAGGCAUGCUCCAUCGGGAACUUUGAGUGUGUGAGUCUCCUUCUAGAGUACGGAGCAAAAGUCAACCCCACUCUUACCUCCCGGACCACCUCCCCACUUCAUGAAGCCUGCAUGGGAGGUAAUGCAGACUGUGUGAAGUUGGUAAUCGCUAAAGGAGCAAGUCUUGAGGCUUAUGAUCUGUACUAUGGUACUCCGCUACAUGUGACAUGUGCCAACCAACAUCUGGACUGUGUCAAGGUGCUUCUUAAUGCAGGUGCACAAGUAAAUGCCGCCAGGUUACACGAGACGGCCCUACAUCAUGCAGCUAAGGCCAACAAUCUAGACAUGAUCGAGCUGUUGGUGGAGUUCGGGGCUAACAUUUACGCCAGAGACAACCAGGAUAAGAAGCCAGUCAACUACACGAGACCGGACACACCCGCAGCACACUGCCUUCAGCUUUGUGACAGCAACCCUUUGUCUCUGCAGCAGCUCAGCCGUAUCACCUUGAGGACUGUGCUGGGUACCAGAGCUGUGGACGUGAUCACCAAACUGGAUAUUCCAAACCGUAUUAUCAGUUAUCUCUUAUACCAAUGAAUUCACAGAGAUCGUAAAACCGGAACUCUGGAAGAUGAUUUUUACCUCAACUGCACAAAAACUUAAUCUCUCCAACAACCAACGCUAGUUAGAUUUCCACUGUACAGCAUUAAAGGUGAAGUGUGUCGUUUUCAGGUUUCAGCCAAUGGUGUGAGUUUGAGGGCAUAAACUACCUGUUAGCCCGCCAAUGGCAAAUGGUAAGAAUGUUUAGUCUCGAAUCCAUUUGGUGCCAUUAGCAUUUGCAAAAAUGACACGCAUCACCUGUAAGUAUAGGAGCACAGUAGACUCAAUAGUAAGCAUUACAUUUCCUUCACUUCCUGCACUUCCCAACAGAGGACUUUGGCACUUGCUGUGAAAUAUGUUGUCUUAAUGCAUCAUCACUAAGGUGAAUUUAAACAAGAACUUAAGAAGAUGGAUAUGCAUUAUAUGCACUUAACUGUUCUCUUAAAAAUAAAUCUUCAAUGCAGAUUUAUUAUAACACAGACUAAACAUAAAGCUAAACAGUGUUAUCGGUGAUAUUCGACUGUUUAUAUUAAGUAUUGUGACAUUGUUUGUUUGUGUUGCACAAAAGUGAUGCCAGGUUUUUCUAAUCUAAAUAGGAGAACGGAUGGGACUUGAAUGUGUACUUGAAUGCUAUUCAUCUUUGACUGUGUUGUAGCUCUUGGCAGAGAAGAUUGUGCUUUCGUGAAAGAUUUCAUAGAACGACAAACAAACUAAUGAAUUAAGAACAGGAACAUAUAUCAAGAUUUGCUUUGCUGUUAUUUCUGUGAGAGAAUGAAAAUGGUAAUGAAAUGUCCCCAAAAUGCUGUAUGUUAUUAUGCCCUCCUCAUCCCAGACAGGUCAAAAUAUGUUCCUGUCUUUUUAAAAAUAUUAGUUUUCCAUAAACUGCCCAGCCAAAUGUUUCUUUAAACGAGUUUGACACACAACUUUAUCCAUUUGAUCCUCCUGCACAUGCCAUUUCCCUCCUUCGGCCUCUUAUAAAGUACAGAAUUUUCUAUAAAUAGCAGGCGGCUCAAAAAUAGAAUCCAGCGCGCCUGUGUUUCUGUGUGAGCUGGAGAAAUGAGUUCCUCUUUAUGUGCACUUAUUCAGAGCCCAUCCAGCCUCAAAACAGAGAGAGUCCAGGAAUGUUGUUAGAGCCGUGUUUUGAAAUUAAGCGUACUGAGAUAGGACAGCUGCUAUUAAAAGAAUGCUGCCUUUUUCUCUUCAUCCAGCACUCGUCUUAAAAAUAGCCUUUAAAGGAUUGGAUUUUUAUAUGUAUUGUUUGAACCAAAUUCUUGCGUGUUUUAUACUUUGCAGAUUUUGAAAUGGCAGGAAUGGUCAGAUUGGUGCUGGUUUUUGAUGUUUGCUUGUUUGUUUGAGGCAUAAAUACUUUUCACACUAGCUUAGUCAGGAAUUAUUAGGGUGCUAUACAUGUGUGAUGUUGUUAAACAUGUUAUGGUAAUAACAUGGUUAUUUUAAGUUCAACCAGACUGUUUUGUUUGGAAAGAAUCCUCAGUUAGAAAUCAAGGGAUAUUUAAAAUGUUAACAGCGGCUGUUUAAGGUUUGGCCUUCCUGGACCAUCCAAUGGAGUAUUUUGCUGGCCUUUUUUGUAAGUCUUUAGAUUCACCACUAGGGGGCACUGCAUGUUGUAAAUCUGAGUUUUCAGUUUGUAAACAGUCGUGCUUAUAUUUAAAAAAUAUAUCACACAAUUCAUUUUCUUUUUUUUUUGCAGUUGCUCAUUUGGCAAGCACCGGUCACGUGAAACAAAGCUUUUUGUUUUCAUGAAAGCACUGGUCAAUGAGAGAGCAGUUCCUCAGAAACUAAUCCCUGGUUUUGUUAGCCUAGAACCAACAUUGCCAUUCUGCCUGACCUCACUACAGUGAGUGUCCCCCUGACCUUUGACCUCUGAGUUUUACAUCUUUUUUUCAACAGAAGCUGAUGGCCUCGGCUGUUUUGAAAGCAAUAGGUCCUCACCUACCAGGACGUGAAACAAUCCACAGAAAAAAAUCUUCCCAUACAGUACCAGAACGCUGCUGUUGAUUUACUACUACAUAUUCAUCAAUUGAUUGACAUUGAACCUUUCCGUGCAAGUAUAACAACUCAUCUGAUUACGCAAUCAAGGCUUUCGUGCCGGUGCAAAUAUCUGACAGAGAACAGCUUUAUGUGGUUACGGAUAGUUGUAAACGAUGCUCUCGGAGGAAAAGAUCGUGACCUGAAGUUGCGGGAGACAGAUGAAGCAGAUUCCGCUUGUGAGAUGGUCCGCUGCUUGUCUUUAGAACAUCCCAAGCACAAAUUUCCUCAAAUCCACUGAGGAAUUCUGACUCGAUGAGAAACAGAUGUGUGCGUAUGAAGCGCUGCCACGAAGGCCAAGCUCGGCUCGAAAACUGCACACUGGACUGUUUUCUGCAACCUCGUACACUGACAAACUUGUAAAGAAAAAAUCAUUUAUUCACCCACACGUCGAUCAAAACCUGUUUAGGAGUCAUUCAUCUGUGGAACACGAAAGAAGAUGUUUUAAGAAAUGUCUCUGUGGUUUUGGCCACACAAUGGAAGUCAAUGGGGACCAAUGUUGUUUGGAUACCAACAUUCUUCAAAAUAUCUUCUUUUGUGUUCUGCAGGUUUGGAAUGGCAUGGGGGUGAGCAUAUGAUGAAAAAUCUCCCUUUUUGGGUGAACUAUCCCUUUAAGACGACGUUUUGCAUUGUGUUUGUGUUACUUAACUUUGUUUGUAUAGUGCUAACUUAGGCAAUAUACAGACAACAUUAGAAUUGUUCCACAUAUCAAACAUUAACCACUAGUUUACAAUCAUCGCCGUCCCCAAAACAAUAGAGCCGAGAUGAUAGAAAAAACUCUAGUCAGACAAAUGCGUGUCUGUUCGGCUGACACUAGCACAGGCUAGACUACACACUCAUACACAGUCAUCUGUCUUCGCUUUUGCUCACUCGAAAAAUGAUCCUACCAUCUGUGUGUGUUUUUUUCCUAAAGGGAGUCCCUCCAUUGGGUAUUCAGGCAACACACCACAUUGUGACCUCAGCAACUUUCCAUUUUAGCCGUCUCUGUUGCUACACGAUUGUGAUCGUUGAAGCGCACUCUAGACUUUCCAAAAAUAUUGUGACAAAAGGCUACGUCGACAAAGGAAUGCAGCGUAUACGCACACUAUAUUGUAUGGAGAAAUCAUCAUCUGUUAUGGUGCACGUUUACAGAUAUGAACUAUAAUCCUUAAAGUCUUUCUGACAUUUCACAUCACUGCUGAAAAAUAGAAACCUUAACAGAAAUGUUUUUUAAGGGGCAGUGUGGAAAUAUAAGGAGGAUCUAUUGAGAGAAAUGCAAUAUAACAUACAUAACUAUGUCUUCAGUGGUGUAUAAACAAUGAAGCGUCUUGUUUUUCUUAUCUUAGAAUGAGUUAUUUCUAUCUACAUACACCGCGGGUCCCCUUACAUGAAAUUCGCCAUGUUGUUUCCACAGUAGCCCUAAACGGACAAACUGCUCUACAGAGCGCAUUUCGUAAAUACGUUAUCUCCUUGGCAAAGAAGCAAACACUUUUGUCCUGUGUCAGCCACCAUAGUGCUUCGAACGGAAGGGGGCUGCUAAAAUCUCCACAUUGCUCCUUUAAUGGAAACUAAUGGUGUCUGUAGGUUUCUACUGUUUUGUGCGUGUUUGUUGGUGGUUAUGGAACCAACAUAACAGUUUUCACAUCAUAUUGAAAUAACAGCCAAAUCAUUUAGGUUCUAAUGGUAAACAGCUACUGGUUCAUAAGUGUAUUGAGGUGUAUUGUAACCUUGUAAUUGAAGUGUAUUGUAAGGGUAUUGAGACCAGUAGAACUUGUUUGGUGUAUUUCAGCAGGGAUAUGUUGUAAUUUACAAUGCAGUAAGUAGUCACAGUAGUGUGGCUCCAUAAGGUAAAUCUGAUUUUGUUUUCGCACACGGCUGCCCGGGUCACAGCACAUGUCAAACACUGAGAACAAAGGUGUCUCACACAGAGGCAUACACAUCCCUUUCAUCUUUUCUAGUAAAUGAAUUGAGCUUAAAACGAAAUAACCCGAAAACAUUCAUCAAAUUCUUCUUUAAUCUAAAUUGAAAAAUCACUUUAUUAUAAUCUUGUUUGGCGUAAUGUACUGCAUUUCUUUGCGUGAGUUGUUUACCGUGGCUUUAAAGCUUUUGUCUGUAUUCAUGUUUACAUAUGUGGGCUGAAUCUCACUAUCAUUUUUGGAUCAACCCUCAAUUACAUGCCUGCUUGGCAGUAAACAUUUUUCAGGGGGUUUUCCUCGAGGCGUGAAAUUACGACACCAUUACCAUCUACAAAGACAUGCCCCACUUACCCGUUUUACAUUUUGUUCUUUUUGAUUUAGCUCACAUUAAAAUGUAAAAAUGCGUGUUUCAACCUUCUUGAAUAACAUGCGGUUAUCUGAACCAGUUACGUUCGUGCGCUUCAAGGGGAAUUUUUGUGUGACGGUUAAGGAAUGAUCGCAGAGUACAUUGCCGCCCCUGUACCCACCAUGGAGCAAAAAUGUUUGGUUGUAUAAUGUAGUACGAGGUCGUCAUCUGCCACCGGCCGAGCUACCGGGAGCUGCGGCUCGCAUGCAGAAAAUCAAAACAAGAACAGUAUGUGCUCCAGGUGGCUUCUUGCUCUUUCAAACCAACAAUUACCCACUGCACUAAUGACAAGGUGUGUCACUAGUGAGUAUUUUUGAAGUUCGAGAUUUGUUCUGCACUUAUGAAAGACUGCUCUCGCCUGCAGCCAUAUGCCCUCCAGAUCUGGCUUUACAAGUUCAUCCUGGGAUGUCAAUGAGAAAGAGGAGAUGUUAGGGAGGGCCGACCUUGCUGAACGGGCCUUAUGUAACAUCUUUUUGUUACCUGUUACAAAAAUAGGUUUAAUAAAACGCUUUUAUUUGUUUGUCUAAGUUGACGGUGUUCGUGGAUGUUUACAAGGUGUCACGUAUACCUUUAGAAGGUUCAAAGAAGUGCAGGAACCUAGAGAAAUGAAAAGUUGCUUCGAGGAAAGUUUUAUUGCUAAAAGCUUUCUCUUUAAUGGCUGUGGGCAUAAUGGUUCUCUUAAAAUGUGGAAAUAGAAAUAGAUACAAUAAUGGACGUACAGUAAGAGUAGAGCACUACAAAAUGAAUGUGGAUAGCAUAAUGAUUUUGAUGCCGAAUGUUUUUUUCUUUUUCAGAUGUUUUACUAUCUUGGCAUGUUUGAGAGCAUUUUUUGUUGUUGUUGCUAAAAAACAACUGUUGCAACAGAGCACACACAAAAAAUCCCAUAAUGCAACACUCUCAAUGUGCCUUUCCUUUUCAAAUAAACUAGAUUUUUUCAGUUUUUUAAUCAAUUCAGCAUCUCAUUCAUAUUUAGACUUCCAAGUUAGACUGCAAAAAAAUGAAUGCGUUUUUCUGUCUUGUUUACCACUACAAAUAAUUUUAUUUUAAGAUCAAGAUACAUUACAUUAAAAUUAAGAAAGUUUAUGCUUGAAACAAGCAACAAUAUAAGCAAAUGUUGUAAGGAAAUUAAUCAUUUUUCUUAACGAAGAAUUUUAUUUAAAAUGUUAUUACAUUUUUACUUAAUACAUUCUUUCUUACAACAUUAUUGCUUGUUUUAAGCAUAAACACUCUUAAUUGGGAUUUAUUUUAGAAAACAAGACUUAACUUGUUUGCUUAAAAAUCUGAAAAUAGUAUGCAGUGAGCAGUAUGCAGUAAGCUAGUAUUCCAUAGGUUCACACGUUUCUUUUUCAGUUGGUCAAUGAUGAUUGGCUGAGAGAAUCAUGCUCAUUUCAAUCAGGUGUUGUUAGGACAUGGAACUUGCUGCAUGCUGUUGGUCAAACAUAACCACAACCUCAAGGUAAAAAUGACACCCAACCACCAUCUUAUUAAGUUUAUGUUGUUAUGGUGAUAUCUUGAUCUCAAACAAAUGAUUUGUAAAUUUGUGCAUUUCUGAAGAACUAUUAAGAUAAAAACAGUCUGAGACAGUGUUUGAUAAUCUCUCUCUUUCUAUCUCAAUGUUUGCAUUAUAUUUCACGUGUAUGCUUUGCCACCAAACACAACCUCACCGAGUUGAUCUUACAUAAACCAAGUUGGCAUAAAUCACGAUCACGCUGUAUCCAAAGCACAGGGCUGUUUAAAGGUUGGAUUAGCGCUGCGAUAAGAUAGGCCGCUCUGAAAUGUUGCCGGCUGCCAAGCUGGCAUGAAAAAGUCCACCUGAGAGUCGCCUGCUCCUUUUGAACCUCAACAUAGUCUUUGUAUGAGCUAGUUAUCCAGUCUGAUGGAGUUACAGAGUCGAGCGUGUGUAUAUGAAUAUAUUUUAAUGUUUUGUACAUAUGCCAUUGGUGCAGUUGAUUUAUUCUGAGAUUGUAAUUCCAGAUUUCAUCGCAUACAUUCUUUUACUCGCAGAUCACCUUUCUUCUUUGGCUUUUAUGUUCACAGUUUAGGCCGGGCGGAAUCCAGCGUGAUCAUCUUGCAUGCGUUGAGGUUAUAGGGCUAAUUUCUGCAGGCUAGCGAAUAAAGCGUUUGUGUCCCUUGGCCGCUUUGUAAGUGUGCCGCGGUGCUGUCUAGAUUUGUUAAAGUCAGGAGGGCACGUGUUUGUAUCUUUAUUUAAGUGCCUCACGUGCAUUAUAGAAGUCAUAAGUCAUUUGUCUCGGUUUAGCUGGAACUUUGUUUGCGUUGCGGGUCUUGGCAUUGCUUUUAGCGCAAUAUUCAGUCGUUUAAGUGCCUUCUUUUUGAAGCUCGCUGGAUCUGUUCACUUUCAGGUUUGACCCCCGGAAGACCCCACACCUCAUAUACUUCCUCUGUUCUUAGUAAUAGCGAGAUUUAUUCUUCCAUCUAGGUAUCUCGGUUGAGAUACUGGUUUUGUAUACAGACCUCCUACUGCUGAAAGCUUGUUUGACUUUUAACCUUGGUAACCACGCAUUCGGCAAAACAUCGUAAUAGUGAAGUCCAGUAGGCUGUGGUAUAAGAAAUGGAUUUGGGUAAAGAUGCCUGCUGACCACAGCUGCUUUGUCCAUCACUGCCUGACCCGUCAUGCUACAGGACACCUCCCUGCAUUCUUUCAAUUUCUGAAGUCACACAAUGUCUUAAAGGUCACCCUGCACAUACCGCAAGGACAUGACCCUUGUAAACCUGUUUACUUAUCGGACCCCAUGUGUAGGGCCCUAAGCAUUAGCAAGCAUGCAGAUGAGAUCAAUUUAAAUUGUUCUUGUUAAAGGUGGACAUACUAUCAAACCACAUCUUUUUCUUUUCGCUUUGAAGAGGGGGAAGAUUUCUCUGCGAGAUCUGUUUUUCAGUGAGUUAACGCUGAACAGUUGUGGUCCUUUAUAAGAUCCCAAUAAAAAAGUCAUUGUUUGUGUGUAGAAGAGAUUUUAAAGUUUAAGCUUAGUACUAACUUCAAAUCAUUUUUAUUUUUUAUCAUUUCUGUUAUCGCAUAAACUUAAAACACGCAUUUGUAAGUAAGGCUUCACUUAAACAGCCCUGACGUCAUAAGUUGUGAAGAGCGUGUUGUGCUUUGGAUGUUUGUAUCUUAAAGGGACAGUGCAUCCAAAAGUUUUUUUUAUGUUCUGUACUCACCCUCAUGUUGUCUCAAAUCCGGAUGGUUUACUUUUUGCCAUGGAACACAAAAAGAGAUGUUUGAGGAAGUGACAGCCUCGGUCACCAUUCACUUUCACUGUAUAGAAAAAAGAUUUGGUCAGGUCUGCCUUGGUGUUCUACAAAAAGAAAAGGGUUUGGACAACAUGAAAACAUUUAGGAACUUCUAUUUCUAGAGUAGGUUUUCCUUUAACCAACAUAUAGAAAUGUAUGCUACUUUAAAGGGAUAAGUCUCCCAUAAUACAUGCUAAAAAAAUCAGCAAAUUCUUUCACACUUAGUAACCAAUUCCAAAUACACAAACUGAAAAGACAUCACCAUUUGGCUGUCGUGGAGAAACUGUUGAAGAAAAAUCUCAAACCGCAGGUUUAAAUGACAGGUUGGCUGGUUUUCAGCAUGGCUUCUUUUGGGUAGAAGGCGCUCUCUUGCGUAAUGUCUGGGAUGCUCUUGUUGUGGUUGGGUAGAAAAUGCAAAAUAAAUGUCAUAUUACCAUCAGGAAUCAAAUUCUCUGGAUUCAGAGUGUGACUUUUUUAAACUGAAUACUUCUUUUCCGAGACGGGCUCUUUGCCUGCUGUCAGCUGAGCAUGUCACGUUGCUACCACUUCAAUAAGAUAUUUGGUUAAAUAGCUUUGAGUUUGUGUGUGCACAUACCUACAUUAGUUUAAUAAACAUACUAAUGUCUUGAUUCAAAUGUAAGAAUGUUUCUUGUGAGGAUUAAGUUAAGGUGUGCGGUUAAUGAAUACAAUAUGUAAUUAGCUUAGUAUAAUAACAGUCAAUGGAAAAGCGGGCCAGUCAGCGGUUUUAAAUCUCAUUAUGAGGCCUCCUGGACGAAUCUUAGUUUUUUAGGAGGGAACACCACUAUGAAUAUUUUAUAAGACUGUUAAAAUGCUUCUGACAGAUUGUGUGUGUGUGUUCAUGAGUGUUUUUCUGUUUUAACCCUGAAGCUUUGCACACUCGCUCACUCACAAUGAUACUGAUGACAAAGAUGGUCUGAAAACGUGUGUGUUCACGUGGGUGGGCACACGGCCUUGAAAUGAUGGCAGGUGUGAGUUUUAACGUUUUCUGAAAUGGUAACGGAAAGGUCAGAGGCUGAGCACGAGUAAGCGGUCGGGUGUGCGGCCGCUUCAGCUGCAGGUUUGAAGAUGCAAUCAUGGCACUUUAUUGUCUGUGGGCCCAAAAAGUGUAGACCCUCUUUCAACUGUUUUUGAUCAAAUCGGUUCCGAAAAUGCUAAUUGAAACUAAAAUGAAACUCUAAUGGAAACAAUGGAUUGUGGUGUUAUUUAAAGUCAUUGGCACUGCAACUAAAAAAUUGACAAGUACUGCAUAUUAAAGGUGCUUAAAGGGGUCAUGUGACAAUAUUCAAUUUAUGAUCAAAUUAAAAUAAAUACAAAGGAUCUAAAUAUAAUGUGCUAAUUUUAGACACAGUGAAGGAAAAACGAUUGCAUUUAACUAUUUCACCAUAAAAAAAGACCUUAAAUAUUUAAUGUCAUGACCCGAUCUCUAUAAUGGCUUUUAAUGCAGCUAUUAAAGUUAUUUACUGUAACCAAUGUAUCAGAUUUAAGGUUGUAUGAAAAGAAGCUUCAAUUAAUGAAUUUCUCUCUCCUCAUUUAUCACUGUUGUUUUAAGUCAGUAAUGGUUUUAAGCUCACGUCUCAGUUUUCACUGCUGAUGAGAAUGGCACAUUGUUUUUCUAUAGACUAUGACUCUAUUGGUCUUCGUAUUAUGUAACGCCCUGUUUCCACUAAUGCAAACCAAGCGUCUAGAUUUCCGGUCAGAUCAAGAUUUUGGACUCUCUGUCAUAGCAUGUCUGAGUCCAGUUCCACUCAAUCUUCCUGUCUGUUUUUUCUCUUUGUGUGAUCAUCAUACUACUUUGUGUCAGUCGGAUGUUUCACCUGACACUUAACAGAUGAAUUCAGCAGAUGUUGUUUUUGCAGAAAUAUUCAGUCCUAUGCAAUGUAAUUAGAUGGUUAGCUGUUAUGUUCCUAUUGCUGAUAUUAAAUUAGGUAAAAUAGAGUGAAAUUAAUACAAAUGUAAAAUUAAUGUCUAGCUGUAAAUCUAAUAACGUCAACCGUCAAAUACUUACCGGUUAGGCUUUGCAGGCUUGUGGUUUGUGUUGUAUUCCCUGCUUCUUUUUUUAAGUAUCUGCACAAAGAUUUUCUGGAUUAUUUUGUUUUUAAAUCAACUGUAAAACCAUCCAUUUACCUCUUUUUACACAAUAAUUAAAG